AUGAUUUUAUUUCCAAUACAAGUAUUUCUUUCGAAUCAAUAUAGUUUUUUCCUUCUAUCAAAACUAAAAAUUUCACCAACCGAUCCUCAACGUCGAUCAAUAUCUCAUAUUAAAAAACAUGAUCGACAUUUAUUAUCACGAAAUCAAUUUUUCGAUGAAAAACUUGUUAAUUCAUUUGUUCUUUCAUCAUCUACAUCAGCAAUUCGUAUUACACGACAAGAUGUACCGGAACUACUUGUACCACCAAAACGUUAUGUUUCAUCAUUCAAAACACUUGUUAAUUCAACAAAUAAUAAACAUACCCAACGUUUAAAUUAUAUUAAUGAUAGUGUAAUGAUUUUUAAAUUAUCCAAAGAACAAGCUAGUAAUGGUUCAAUAUCGAAUUCACAAAUGUCAAGUAAACAUUCAUCUUUAUCAACGACGAAUACAAAUAUGUCUUGUAAAAUUCCACAAUCUUCAUCACCAAUAAGAUUAAGUCCAAUAUUAAAGAUAGAAGGGCAAAAACGUCGAAUAGUUCAUCAUGAUUCUCCAAUAAUUGUUCCACCUACAGGUGAUAUAUCGAUUCCUUCGAAUCAAAUGACAAUGAGUACUAGUAGUCAUCUUCAAGCAAAUUCAUCUGUAUUUACUUAUCGAAGUACAGCAGCAAAUGGAAAUACUCUUCGACAAAGAACAAUAGUUGAACCACCCUCAUCUAAUAGUUUAUUAAUAACAGCUGAACGAUUUAAAUCCAAUCUAUCUUCGACAAUUCGUCCAACAAAACAACAAUCAAUGGCAACAGCAUAUGUAUCAUCACAACAGACGAAUAGAAAUCUGCAUCAAAAUGCACGAUCACGGAUUCAUUUAGAAAAAUUAACACAUUCUCGAGAAAAUUAUGAAUAUGCGGAUCCAUUUACUAAUUGUCCUCAAGAUUUAUUAAAUAAAUUAUCACAUCUCACUAAACUUCAAUUAGAUACAAUUGAAUGGGAAAAGAAAAAACGAUUUACGAAGAAAAAAACAAUAUCAAAUGCAUUUAUACAAGGCAAAGACAGUCCAUGA
This is a messenger RNA of Adineta steineri, 1035 nucleotides long. Lineage: Eukaryota; Metazoa; Rotifera; Eurotatoria; Adinetida; Adinetidae. The record is from the annotation of a GenBank genome assembly.